UCUGCUUUCCGGUGCAUCAUUUGCGUCAGUUUGAACCAAAGACUCCCAAGGUUGAGGCCGAGUUCCAGAACAUGGGGUCUCAGGUGUCCAAGCCUUUGGAGUUCUCCAAGAUCGCUGCGCCUCCCGAUACCGCCGCCGCGCCCGCCAAGCCUGCGCCCCCAGCUACACCCGGAGCGCCGACCUCCCCAGCAGAACACCGCUUGUUGAAGACUUGCUGGAGCUGUCGCGUGCUUUCUGGGUUGGGGCUGAUAGGGGCGGGCGGGUACGUGUACUGGGAGGCACGGAAACCCAUGAAGAUGGGAUAUCCCCCGAGUCCAUGGACCAUUACGAAGAUGGUCAUCGGCAUCAGCAUUGCCACCUGGGGUAUGGUUGUCAUGGCGCACCCCAAAGGGAAGGCCUACCGCGUUGCUUGAAAGUACCACCAGGGAUUCUGUCUUCUGUCCCUGUCCCCAUGACACACAGAGCAGGCAUGGAGAUUAAUGGAUGUUCUGGACAGACACUUGUCCAUGGACAGACAUCACUACUGUGGAUACUACAAGACUGAAAAGACAAUCAUAUGUUGUCAUUCUCUGGCUAUAGAGUGUUAGUGACCUUCACAGGUUUCACAGGAACCAAUAAAUCCUCAGAGAAGUAAACAGGUUCUUUGUCUUAUCUGGGGAAGGAAAGUAUAAUUUAUAUUUAAAUAUAAUUGUUUAAGCAUUAUAUAUAAACAUUAUAUAAUAGUAUGUCAUAUAAUUGCAUAUCAUAUAUAAUAAAUAUGUUUAGUUAUAUAGUUAAUACAAUUUUUAAAACUUUUGAAUAGAGUAAAUGAUAAACCCAUGGGAAGAUUAGCUAUUUUACUUCCCUAUUUUAAAGAGUUCUUUUUCUUUCUUUCAUAAUUGGAUCAACAACUGUUACCACCCUAACCAUGGGUAGGCAUCAUGCAAUGUAUAGAAGUACAUGAAACUUUCUGUGUAUGAACUGCUCAUACUUUGCAAGGCAUUUUCAAAUCCAUCACCUUAUGAGAGCUUCACAGCCAGUCUGAGGUAGUUACUUCAUUGGAGGUAAACCUUAGAACACAAGAAAGAGCCUACAUGAUUUGCCUAGGGUCAUUCAGUAAGUCGGUGGUGGAGCUAGAACUUGGUCUUGUCAGUUUUUUGUUCUAGUCUUCCCUUUCAUGGAGGUAAGAAUAACCAUUAUGAAACAGAUAAUCAUAAAAAUCAGCAUACAAUAAAAGACUUAAAUGUCACAAGAAAAAUUCAAAACCUUUAGCUAAAAAAAAAAAAAAAAAAAAAAAUCUUUUGAUUCCUUUUCCACAAGCACUAGAUAGUUUCUGCAAUGAUUUUGAGAUAAGUACUCAAAAUUACAUAGUUCAUUUCUAAGAAAAGACCAUGUUUUCUACCUAUUGGGUUUUUCUACCCUGAGAUACUAUGGCUUCUUUGUAAAGGUAUAUAAAGUGUUUUUCAAAGCGGAAAGUAAAGGUAUGUAAAGUGUUUUUCAAAGCGGAAAGAUACUGUUAAAUUCAGCUGCUAAUCAUAGUCUAUGUGUUUGGAAUGACAUGUUGAGCAAGUAGUAUCUUUAAGGCUGUUGAUUUUUGCAGUAUUAUAUGGAAGUGCCUAAGUCUGUUUAGCCUUACAGAUGACUUUAGAAUCUUGUGUUUUCUACAUCAGAGUUCAUGGUGGGGAUGGUGCUAUAUAUAUAUCUAUGCAAUUGAGAAGGAAAACAUUUCAAACCUAAAGUAGGCAACAAGAUAUUAUUUAUAUGAAAUCCACGAUUCAGUUGUGCAGUGUUCAUGAAUAUAGAAGUUUUAAGUUGGAAGGGACCAUAGAUGACCCAAAGCAGAUCACAUAUGGUCAUUCAUUUACCUAAAAUACCUACAAAGACAAGUUGUUCCCUGGUUUAAAAGGCAGUCUGUUCUAUUGAUGGACUGCUUUAGUCUGAACAUUUUCUUAGGUUAAGCCAAAAACACAUAAACCUAACUUGGUCUUGGCUUGAUCUACUGCAUAAACAGUAACUCUUAAACAUAUGUACAGUUGACCCUUGAACAACACAGGGGUUAAGAGCGCUGAACAUUUGCUUAGUGGAAAAUCUGCAUAUAACUCGACUCCCCAAAACCUUAAUUAGUAGUUAGUCUGCCAUUGACUGGAAGCCCUACCAAUAACAUAAAGCAGUUGAUUAACACAUAUUUUUUGUGCUGUAUGUAUUAUAUACUGUAUUGUUAUAAGAAGCUAGAGAAAAGGAAACAUUAAGGAAGUAAUAUAUUCACUAUUCACUAAGUAGAAGUGAAUCAUCCUAAAGGUCUUCAUCUUCAUCUUCACGCUGAGUUGUCUGAGGAGGAGGAGCUGUUCUUUCUGUCUCAGUGGUAGAGGUGGAAGAAAAUCCACAGAUAAGUGGACCUGCACAGUUCAAACCUGUGUUAUUUGGGUCAACUGUGUUGUAAUAGCAUUUUAAUCUUUUUUUCAGACUUUUACAAGUAUGAAUCUGAGCUUUUUCUGAAUAAACCUGCCAGCUCACCAU
Molecule: messenger RNA, 2496 nt
Organism: Piliocolobus tephrosceles (Ugandan red Colobus)
Lineage: Eukaryota; Metazoa; Chordata; Mammalia; Primates; Cercopithecidae
Gene: DMAC1
Product: distal membrane arm assembly component 1
Exons: 2
Coding region: 72-413 (113 amino acids)
Source: RefSeq, a predicted model, not a curated record